Molecule: messenger RNA, 1911 nt
Organism: Schizosaccharomyces cryophilus OY26
Lineage: Eukaryota; Fungi; Ascomycota; Schizosaccharomycetes; Schizosaccharomycetales; Schizosaccharomycetaceae
Product: TOR signaling pathway transcriptional corepressor Crf1
Exons: 2
Coding region: 1-1911 (636 amino acids)
Biological process (GO): regulation of ribosomal protein gene transcription by RNA polymerase II
Molecular function (GO): transcription coregulator activity
Source: RefSeq, a predicted model, not a curated record
AUGGAAUUAGCAAAUAGUAGGAUAUAUGGCUUUGGGAUAAGCGAGGAUUUUGAUGGAAGUGAAGGAGAGGAUGAAGAGGAUGAAUUUCAAGAAGAAUUGCAAUUCUCGUUGAACUUGGGAAAUUUGGCGACACCGUUCUUGGGCAAGGAUCAUGAAUAUGAUAGUGGAUUUGGACUAAAUGACAGUAUUUCGCUUGACGAAAAUCAAUUCGCAGUUUUGGAUGGCAUCAAUGAUGGACUCGGGUUUGGAUCGGAAUUGGAUACCGGGAUUGUGAAUGAAAAGACUUUUUUGGACGGCGACAAUGAUUUGCAUGCGAUUGCAAAGAACCAUAGUAAGCAAUUAGACGAUGGAAAAAUAAAUUGGAAAACUAGUCAUACGCCUGAAAAUAGUACCGGGUUAACUGAAUCUUUCCCUGAAAAAUCCGAGUCAAGCACGGCCGAGCCUCAGCCCAUAAAGACCAACGGAUUCAAGGACCAGGAAGGAUCUAGGGCAGUCAAAGAGGAGGCUAUGAGUUUAGAAGAUCUAAAAUUUUUACAUAAAGAAGACUUAUUAAAAGAACGCCGAAAAUCCGCGUCUUUCGUAAACAAUGCUCGUAAGAACUCCGAAACGUAUCCCGAGAAAGAAGCUGUCGUAUCGGAUGCUGGCGAAAGCUUUGGAAGCUCUGAUGACGACGAGGAUGUUGCUGAAGAAGAUUUAGUUAGUGCAUCCUGGGUGGAUAACCUCGAUAUUGAUAUGGCAUCGUUCAACAGUCAUCGUAACGAGUCAUAUUUUCCUGAUCAUGUCAACAUGGAUGAUCGCUCGGAUGAUGAAUUUUUGCUUGGUCUUUUGAGUUCUGACUCGAGCGUUGAAAAUUUAAAUGAUGAUGAGCGCGACGAUGUGGACCUAAUUGGAUGGGAAUGUUUUUUCGAUGACUCUUCUGACGAAUUAGAUCCUUUGACUAGAAAUUCCCGUGGUGCUACUCAGCGUCGGCAUUCCUUUUCUACAAGUCGUCCUCAAGACGACGGCGACACAACGGACGAAGAACUACCUCAGCUUUGUGAGCCCAAGCUUUCUAGAUCUAUCUCUUUGCAAGAAGCCCCUUCUAAUACUUCCUCCACCAUUCACGACCCCCUCACUUCUGCUUUUUCUGACUCUCCCUUCUCUCAGGUUUCUUCUAUUCCCACUGCAGCUACUGGAUUAGAACUUCCUCACUCCAAUGAGACUUCAUUGGUUAAAGAUACUUCUUAUUCUGAAAACCAUGAUAACAUAAACGGUCCCAUUCUUGCUAGUUUUGUUGACACGUCUGCUGAACUGAAUGACGUUCCUUCCUUUGAAUUGGAUCCGAAAUUGGAUUUUUCUCAGCCUAAACCCCCUGUUUUAGGCGAUGUGGAGCCUCUCGCCCCCGCAAGAUCGUCAAACAGCACCGGAGGUGCUGAAGAACCAUCUUUGGAUGAUAUCCUUGAUACAUCGCUUCUACAAGCUGCCACGACUAAUAAUGAUACUAAACCUGAAGAAUCUGUAACCAACCAAGAGGACCAUCUACUGAGUCGCUGGGAGAGAAUUCCCAUUGGUACUUUCCGACGGAAUCAGUACAUAAAAUCUAUGGCUCGGAAAGAUGAACUAAUUCGUGAUGAAUGGUGCACGUUGGCUAUCAAAACUCGUGAAAAGCGCAGACAUAAGCAACGCUCGGCUACCCUAAACAAUGUAAGCUCGAUUGCUGCAAAACCAAAGCAUUCUCGCAAAGCUCGUCGCGCGCUUAAGAAAAAAGCAAAAAAAAUUACAUAUCGACAAUUGCAUUCAGAUUUCCAAAGCACUUUAGAAGAUGAUCGAACUGAUGGCUCUUAUUUUGAUAACGACUAUGAAACUGUUGGUUUAGGUCUUGGUCCUGAGUUAUCUCCGCUUUUUGAAGUCCUGGAAUCUACUGGGUAUUAA